Vigna unguiculata (cowpea) is the source of this 665-nucleotide messenger RNA. Its product is annotated as glutaredoxin-C1-like. Lineage: Eukaryota; Viridiplantae; Streptophyta; Magnoliopsida; Fabales; Fabaceae. The record is from RefSeq and is a predicted model, not a curated record.
CCUCCUCUUCCCAUUUUUCUCAUCCAAACUUGUACUUUUUCUUCCUUCAUUCUUACAAGAACAAGAACAAUGCAUUACCAAGUGGAGUCUCCUUCUGCUGCUGCUGCUGCAUGGAGCUACCUGAUGAGGGUUCGGAGCAUGGAAGAGGAUCAGAUGGAGAGAGUGGUGAGGUUGGCCUCUCAGAGUGCUGUGGUGAUUUUCAGUGUGAGUAGCUGUUGCAUGUGCCAUGCAAUGAAGACGCUCUUCUGUGGCAUGGGGGUUAACCCCACUGUUCAUGAGCUCGACCAAGACCCCAAAGGAAAAGACAUGGAGAGAGCACUGAUGAGGCUUCUUGGAAAUGGAAUCAACACCACUGCUGCAACUGUUCCUGUCGUCUUCAUUGGAGGAAAACUUGUUGGCUCCAUGGACAGGGUUCUGGCCUUCCACAUCAGUGGCACCCUUGUCCCUCUUCUCAAACAAGCUGGAGCUUUGUGGCUUUGAAACACUUUCUUUUUACUCAAGACAUUGUUAUAUCAAUACAUCAGAUUUUAUAUCAGAAAACCACCAAAAAUUUUAACCUCUCAAUUUUCCUCGUUUGCCUCUUGUAGUUUCUGCUUUGUGCGUGCUUUGUAGUUUGUAUAAAGAAGCACAUGUAUUAUGGAAAUGAACAACAACUUCUACUCAAA